AUGGAGGUGCUGGAGAGCGGGGAGCAGGGCGCCCUGCAGUGGGACCGCAAGCUGAGCGAGCUGUCGGAGCCCGGGGACGGCGACGCACUCCUGUACCCCACGCACUUCUCAGAACUUCUGGAUGAAUUCUCCCAGAACGUCUUGGGCCAGCUCCUGAACGACCCCUUCCUCUCGGAGAAGAGCGAGUCGAUGGAGGUGGGGCCAUCCCCGAAGUCGCCUGCGCCCCUCAUCCAGGCUGAGCACAGCUACUCCCUGUGUGAGGAGCCGUGUGCCCAGUCGCCCUUCAGCCACGCUGCCCCGGGAGACAGCUUCCAUGACGAUGACGUGGAGAGCGAGAAAUGGUUCCUGUCUACGGACUUCUCUUCAGCAACCAUCAAGACAGAGCCGAUAACCGACGAGGCGCCCCCGGGCCUUGUCCCCUCUGUCACGCUGACCGUCACAGCCAUCUCCACCCCUCUGGAGAAGGAGGAGCCCCCUCUGGAGAUGACUACUGGGGUUGACUCCUCGUGCCAGACAGUGAUCCCCAAGAUUAAGCUGGAGCCUCAUGAGGUUGACCAGUUCCUCAACUUCUCUUCUAAAGAAGCCUCUGCGGACCACCUGCACCUGCCGCCAACCCCACCCAGCAGCCAGAGCAGUGACUCGGAGGGCAGCCUGAGCCCCAGCCCACGCCUGCACCCCUUCAGCCUGCCGCAGACCGCCAGCCCUGCCCGGGCCGGGACGCGGGCACCCUCCUCCCUCUCCAGCUCGCCCCUCCUCACUGCCCCACACAUUUCUGCCCAGGAAAGCAGGAGAAAGAAGAAGGAAUACAUGGACAGCCUGGAGAAAAAAGUGGAGUCUUGUUCGACUGAGAACCUGGAGCUUCGGAAGAAGGUGGAGGUCCUGGAGAACACCAAUCGGACUCUCCUUCAGCAGCUGCAGAAGCUGCAGACCUUGGUGAUGGGCAAGGUUUCUCGGACCUGCAAGUUAGCCGGCACGCAGACUGGCACCUGCCUCAUGGUCGUCGUGUUGUGCUUCGCGGUGGCAUUCGGCAGCAUUUUCCAGGGCUCUGGGCCCUACCCCUCUGCCACAAAGAUGGCCCUGCCCAGCCAGCACUCCACGCCGGAGACGUACACAGCCUCUGUGGUGAGGUCCAGGAACCUGCUCACCUAUGAGGAGCACUCUCCCCUGGAGGAGACGCCCAGCGCGGCCUCGCCGGGGGAGCUGGGGGGCUGGGACAGGGGGUCCUCCCUGCUCCGGCCGCCAGGGCUGGGGUCCCAGCCGGACGUGGAUCUGCCCCAGUUCGUGCUGUCGAAUGAGACGAGCCUGGAGAAGGCCAUGCUCCUGCAGCUCCAGAAGCACCUGGUCAGCUCCAAGCUGGAGGGGAACGAAACGUUGAAAGUUGUCCAGCUCGACAGAAGAGUGAACACCACCUUUUAA
Orycteropus afer afer is the source of this 1416-nucleotide messenger RNA. It is a transcript of the gene CREB3L2, whose product is annotated as cAMP responsive element binding protein 3 like 2. The record is from RefSeq and is a predicted model, not a curated record. NCBI's taxonomy places the organism in Eukaryota, Metazoa, Chordata, Mammalia, Tubulidentata, Orycteropodidae. Gene Ontology annotation, molecular function: cAMP response element binding; DNA-binding transcription factor activity, RNA polymerase II-specific. The coding region runs from base 1 to 1416 and encodes 471 amino acids. Gene Ontology annotation, biological process: regulation of transcription by RNA polymerase II. The transcript has 11 exons.